Molecule: messenger RNA, 2053 nt
Organism: Momordica charantia (bitter melon)
Lineage: Eukaryota; Viridiplantae; Streptophyta; Magnoliopsida; Cucurbitales; Cucurbitaceae
Product: pentatricopeptide repeat-containing protein At5g56310
Biological process (GO): RNA modification
Molecular function (GO): protein binding; RNA binding
Source: RefSeq, a predicted model, not a curated record
UUUAAACAAAUUUCAAUCCGCGACUCCACCCGUCGAUUUUUCCCUCUCUUCCUUCAUCCCACUGUGGUCGCUCCCCACCAAAGUCGCCGCCGUCGCCGCAUCCCGCAGAAACCACUGCCGCCGCCGCAUCGUUUCUGGACGUUUCAGAGUCUCUGCAACGUUGCUCACCGUCCUCAGCCUCUUCGAACUUCUUUUACUUCUUCCAAGUGAUGUUGCCGACGUGACGAACCACCCAUCCGAGCGCUCCCUAAUUUUGAUCAUCGAACCAAGAUGCGUCAAAAUUCAUUUCUAGUUUGACCGAGGACUUGCCUUUCAUUACUUCUUUCACUAUGAGGGAACUGUGUUCGUAUCUGUAAAUACUCUCUUGUCGGAAUCAAUGGCGAGCAGCAUCAAAGUCCACGGAAUCCCCAUUUCCACAGCCACCUGUAGGGUUCUAGCUUGUCUGUACGAGAAGGAGCUUCAAUUCGAGCUCGUUAAUGUCAAAAUGCACGAAGAGGAACAUAAGAAAGAGCCCUUCCUCUCACUCAAUCCGUUUGGUCAAAUUCCUGGGUUCCAAAAUGCACCUGUAGGGUUGGUUUUAACUUUUAAGAAAGACUUUUUCGUCUAUGUAGAAUCGAGCAGUGGAGCCAUGGCCAUGAAACCUUCUGCCGCACAAUUGUGGGCUCAAUCAAACAGAAUCCUCUCUCUUCUUGCCGCUUCUCUUUCCCCAAUUCACAUCCCCCAAAUUCAAUCGCAACUCAUCCUUCAAAACCUCCAUUCCAGCACCGCCAUAGCCCACCACUUCAUAAACGCCUGCCACUUCCUUCGACUUCUCGAUUCGGCUCUCCUCUUCUUCACCCAUUUCCCCAAUCCCCACGUCUUCGUCUUUAAUUCCCUGAUCAGAGCUUUCUCUCACUCCAAAAUCCCCCACACCCCUCUUUCAAUAUACGCCCACAUGAACAGAAACUCGAUUCUUCCCAACAACUACACCUUCCCUUUCCUUCUCAAGUCCUUGUCUGACUUUAACGACCUUGUGGGUGGGCAAUCUGUUCACACCCAUGUUGUGAAAUGGGGUUUUGUUUCUGAUGUUUAUGUGCAGAACUCAUUGAUGGAUGUUUAUGCGUCGUGUGGGAGAAUGGGGCUCUGUAGGAAGGUGUUCGACGAAAUGCCCCAGAGAGAUGUUGUGUCUUGGACUGUUCUGAUUAUGGGGUACCGAGGUGGGUUGAUGUUUGAUGACGCUUUGGUUGCGUUUGAGCACAUGCAAUAUGCGGGUGUCGAACCGAACUGCGUGACGAUGGUGAAUGCGUUGGCUGCGUGUGCAGGCUAUGGAGCCAUUGAAAUGGGUGUUUGGAUACACGAGUUUGUGAAGAGGAGAGGGUGGGAAGUGGAUGUGAUUUUGGGGACUUCUCUGAUUGAUAUGUAUGGGAAGUGUGGGAGAAUCAAGGAGGGGUUGGUUGUUUUUCAGGCCAUGAAAGAGAAGAAUGUAUUUACUUGGAAUGCACUCAUUAAAGGGCUAGCUUUGGCCAAGAGUGGAGAAGAGGCCAUUGCCUGGUUUAAGAGAAUGGAUGAAGAAGGAGUUGAGGCUGAUGAAGUGACAUUAGUGGCAGUGCUUUGUGCUUGUAGCCACUCCGGAUUGGUCAACAAGGGCAGGGAGAUCUUUCGAGCCUUGGUCGAUGGGAGCUAUGGGUUUUCUCCCGGAAUCAAACAUUUUUCGUGUAUGGUAGAUCUCUUGGCGCGUUCAGGGUGUAUUGAGGAGGCUUUUGUGUUGAUAAAAGAUAUGCCCUUUGAUGCCACAAAAGCAAUGUGGGGGUCUUUGUUAGCUGGUGGCAGGGCUAAUGGAAGCUUGGAAGUGAGCGAGUUUGCAGCAAGGAAGCUUGUUGAAAUGGAGCCAGAGAAUGGUGCAUAUUAUGUUGUGUUGUCUAAUAUUCUUGCAGAGAUGGGGAGAUGGGGUGAGGUUGAGGAAGUGAGAGAUAUUAUGAGAGAGAGAGGACUGAAGAAGGAUUCGGGGUCGAGUUCUGUUGAGCUUCAAGAGGUUGGAAGAUGUUUAUGAAUCGUUUUCAAAGUCGUAGAUUGA